AUGGAGGCCUCCCCCUUAACCCAGCAAUCUAGACCCGACAUCUUCAAGCCCAAGAUCGUGCAACUAUACGAGAAUCUCUUCCGAACGCAAGAAUUUGCAGAACCAUCCGAAGGUUUUUGGAGGGAAUUUUUCUUGCUGGCGCCGGAUCGAGCCCAACUUCAUUGGAUCUUGGAUCAGCUUAGCCCUGAUGACACUCUUGACUUACAGGCGCAGACCCAACAACUUUUCUCUCGUGCCAUCCGGGAGGCUGCCUCUGGAGUCAGUCCCGCCGAUGCCUUUGCAUUAGAGACCUUGAUGGUCUUUCUAGCCUGCGUUCUGAAGAAGAAGUAUACCAAUCCCAGUUCGGAUGUCAUCACCGUGCUUGCGGGGCUCGAUGAGGUCGAUCAUGUCAUCUCGGACUUUGUAUCUAUGUUGGAUGGCAUCAUUCGCAAAGGGAGCAGCAUCGAUGUUCGGGCAAAAGCCAUUCGAGCUGCCAUUGCAAUGGUCAGCGGGGCAUACAAAACGAGCCUCGUAUCGUACUUUGCCCACCGGGACCUAUUUCCUUCACUUAUGAAGUUUGUUCAUGAUUCUGAUACCCCGAUUCAAGUGUUUGAGCCGUUUAUCCUUCUUGGGUUGCUGGCGAACUACAACAAAUUCGAAUUCCAAAAUCCAUAUCAGCUGCGACUCGACGACUUUGUCAACGAGUCGAGCAUCCAAAAAAUUGUCAAGGGGGUCGGCACUUCAUGCGCUGCCCUGCGAAACGGCUAUGUGGCUGUCCAAGACGACGCUCCUGAAGGCUGGUCCUUGAUCAGCUCUCUGAUGUACUUUGGUCUGGGAGCUCUGAAGCCCGGUACAAAGGAUAAGACGAAUCCUCCAACUACAGAAGAAGCCAAAGACUUGUUCGCGCACCUACCAGCGCAACAAGCAGCGAUUUUCCUGUCAACUUAUGACUUUACCAACGCCAACAAACUCUUUGGCGUUCAUCUCAUCAGCGCUGCACCGGAAAACAGCAACGAGGAGUCACCAUUUGCAACCUUCCUGUCUGUGACUUCGUACUUGUUGCAGCAUGCGUAUCGGUCCGCGAGGGUGUCACACUAUGCAGAGCUCAACCUCUUUACCCUUCGCAUUCUCACUGAGGAUUCUACUCUAUGCAAGCUCCUCUGCAGUGAGGACACGAAGAGAACUGUUCGCCUGUGUCGCCAUAGACAACCAUAUCUCCCAUUGGUCGCUGGCGAUCGAGUCCUUGCUACGGUCAUCUUCGACGUGAUGAUCGACGCCAUCUCUCACAACCUCCGACGACGCCUCGAUGCAAAUCUGUACAGCCACACAAUCGCAAUCCUCCUCCGCCUCCUAACCUACCUCUCCAUGAGCAAAAUCCGCCUAACCUACCACUGGUCCGAACUCUGGCGCACCCUCCUCUCCCUAAUGCGCUUCCUAACCACCUACUCCUCCGACCUCACCACAAACCCCCACAUCACCACCCUAAGCACCUCCCUCGUGGACCUAGUCGCCUUCUGCGUCUCCGCAGGCGACACCUUCCUUCCCGACCCAGCCUCCUACGACGACCUCUUCUACAAACUUGUCGAGACGGGCCCCAUCAUCUCUAAAUUCCGAGAUGUCUACGCCCUCAAACCAAGCAACAAGAAAUCAGCCGAUAAAGACAUCCACGUCGGCGCUAUUGAUACCCUGAUCGCUGUGUCUACGCAUUUCUACACACUACUCUUCCACGAGGAUAAGGAGAAGUCCGCACUUGCGGAAGGGGAGGGCGAGUCUGCGGCACCGAUCCCGGCGUCUCGGAAGAAGAAUUUGAGUCCGAGAGAGGUUCAUCGGAUUAUUUCGCAGGGGUAUGAUACGUUGAGUAUUCAGCCGCCAGAGGGGUUGAGUGCGUGGACGAGGUGGCGGGAGGCGGAUUGGAAGGCGGAGUUGAAGAGGUCGGCGAGGUGUGCAGUUGAGGAUGCUAGGGUGUUGGUUGCGUAG
Messenger RNA from Aspergillus glaucus CBS 516.65, 1956 nucleotides. Its product is annotated as ARMH3 family protein. Bases 1 to 1956 code for a protein of 651 amino acids. NCBI's taxonomy places the organism in Eukaryota, Fungi, Ascomycota, Eurotiomycetes, Eurotiales, Aspergillaceae. Gene Ontology annotation, biological process: regulation of Golgi organization. Gene Ontology annotation, cellular component: cytosol. The record is from RefSeq and is a predicted model, not a curated record. The transcript has 8 exons.